AUGUCACACGAUUAUUACAACGAGGUAUGGCUCGUAACAAGAAGCGAUUUUGAAAAAUUAUUGGAAUUCGAUCGAGAUCUACAAAAAAGCAAACCUAUAAAGAAUAGAGAAAAUGCAUUAGAUCGUGCUCUUAAUCUUUACAUAAGAUAUCGACAUCUUGUGAGAAGACUUGUCAUAUGUUAUAAUCAAAUGGUUCAAACACAAAAACGAGAAUUAAUCAAGAAAGUAGUCGAUUGUGCAAUUGGUCGAAUGCUCCAAUGCAAAAGAGAAGUCGUUAAAUUGGAUUGUUCUUAUUUUCAGUGGCCCGACGAUGUGUUAUAUAAAUUAAAAUUAACGCCGGACGACGUAGACACUAUUGGCUUGACGAUCGAUAAAAAUCAUGCUUUAGAACGUAGAGAAUUAAUCGAAAAAAUAAAAAGAGAAGAGGAAGAGAAAAUUUUCAAUAUUAUAUCAUUUUUGAUUCGAAAUUCUGAUCAUUUGUUGAUUGCUUUUAUGAUAAAAGAACGAAGCCUUUCACAGGUGAUGAUAAGUAGUAUGACGGAAUUGGAGGAAACACCGUCUAAAAUCCAAUUAAUGCGUAGAAGGAGACACAGACCUACCGAUAUCGCGCAAAUGAAAGUUUUAAUAGAAACGCCCGAGCAAAAGGAAGCUAGCGAAGCUCGAAAAGCUCGAGAAGCUGCUGAAAAGGCUAUGCACGAUGCGGUGCUUUUGAUACAGUCACACGAAAGAGCUAGAGUCGGACGUUGCAUUGGUAAAGAAGCUUUACUUAUGUAUGAAUAUAAAAGAAAAUUGGAAACUGGUGAUACGGCUUCGCCAACGAAAUUCGAUAAAGCAAUGUACAUUAAAGCGAUCGUUAUUAUUCAACGUGCUUGGAGAACAUUUGCAGCUCGAAAGGAUUUCAAAAGGAAAUUAAAUCGGUUAGAAGAAAUAUUAGAUAUGACGAUCCCAAGUUGGAAGUCUCCAGAUAUUUAUCAAAGAGACGAGGAGAUUUUUCAAAAGAGAUUACAAAUCAUACCGACGUAUGCUGCACGAACUGAAAAAAUGUUUCACGAUGAACGUAUUAGGUUGUUGAAAAUGGUGGGGCCUGGAUUAAUAGAGGAUAUAACCGAUGAAAUCCAGGAAUGGUUCAUCGUUUGGUACGAUACAGUUGGACACUUUGAUGUUUAUCCAUCAGAAGAGUUAGGUGGUAGUGUUCUGAUAGUUACGGGACAGACUACGGAUCCAGAAGAAUAUUUAAUGCAACAGAUACAAAAGCAGAAAGCUGCAAAAACUAAAGAGAUUGCACAGCCAGAGAAAGCAAAGAUAAAACCAAAAGUUGUGGAAACUGCUAGAGGAUGGUUUAUGCCAGAAACUCCAGUAUUUAGCUGUUUGGAAAAUGCUAAUAAUGAAUUCAUCGAAAAUUGGAGUUAUCGAGACGAAUCUUGUAAUCCCUUACAAAGACCUUAUCUCGAUUUGAUCACCGAUAGACUUUGUUACGAACUUCAGUUAGAAAUGCGACUGAUCGUUGAUGAACUUAUGAGACUCGAAUUGGAGAAAUUGAACGAAGCCUUAUUGAAAGAUCACGCGGCUGAUAGACCUAAAUUUCAGAUUCCUCGGAUGCCAGGUGCACAGAGACCACCAAGAAAGAAACGUAAAGGCAAAUCAAAAAAGGAUCGUUUAGCUGAUAUUUCUAUAGAAGAACUUUUUAAAGAACUGGUACAAGAAAAUAUUAUUCGAAAUUAUCCAGAAAGAAGCUUGAACGAUUGGUUUGGUGAUCUUGCUUACCAAAAUUACGAAGCAUAUUCCGAAUUUCGAGAUCACUAUCAUCAGCUUGGUGAUAUCAAACAAAUUAUCAUGGAGUAUUGCGUGCUACCCCUCUCUUCUAAAGAAAUACAUACAAUUGCACCCUUAAUACGAUCCGUUUGUAUUUGUGGUUUACCCGGAUAUGGUAAAACUUUUCUGGUCGAUGCAAUUUGUUCGGAGGUUGGUGCCCUCUUAUUCGAUUUAACACCAUCUGUAUUAAAUGGCAAAUAUAUUGGGAAAAGAAACGAACGCAGAUUAAUGGAUAUCAUUGGCAAAUUAAGUCGCAUUUAUGCCCCUUCCGUGAUAUUUAUCGACGGUAGCGAGAAACCAUGGUUAAAGAAAGUCCCAUUACAGGAACGAUAUCUUCAACCCAAACGAUUUGCUAAACACCACGCAAAGUUUGUCAAAAGUAUCAGACCAGGUGAUCAGGUUUUAUUCCUGACUGUUUCAUCCGAGCCAUAUAAAGCAAAGGGAGCAUUUACGAAAAUUCACAAUGUAUUUAUAAUGAUACCUCUUACCGAUUAUAAUACUCUAUACAUGUAUUAUAAAUAUAUGUUAAUGAAAUAUCAUGGAAUAGAUAGAAACGUAGACGUUUCUUGUCUAGCUAAAAUGUCCAUUGGUGUACCUCUGAAAUUUAUUCGAAAAUCGAUUGAAAAGGUAUUAUCGCUCGAAAGAAGAAUCAUUUUGAAUCAUGAACCCUUAUCGCAAGUUGAAAUUAUGGAAGAAGUGUGGAAAUAUGAGCCCCUCGCCAACAAAAUCCUCGAACAAUAUAAACAUUUCGAAAAUAAAACUCCUCUUGGUCGAAUGAGAGAAAGAACGGUAGCAAAAGAGAAGGAAGCCUACGAGAGAAGCGUUGCUUUGAAAGCAAUGCGGGAAAAGAGAAGAACGUAAUAACUAAUGUUGAAAAAGUACAUUGAAAGCAAUUCUAGCGAUCGAAGAUCGAAUGGUUCCUUCUUUCUCUUGCAUCGAUGUUCUCCAAUGCUCUCAAGAAGUCCGGACGCGAAACUGGUUUUCGUCUUCGGAGAUGCUGAAAAUGCUGAGAGCAUUCAUUGAAAAAACAAUCAAGAGCCGAUGCAGGUAGUACCAUGAAAGCUGUCGCUCCGUGU
This is a messenger RNA of Polistes canadensis, 2888 nucleotides long. RefSeq names its product IQ and AAA domain-containing protein 1-like. Gene Ontology annotation, molecular function: ATP hydrolysis activity; ATP binding; protein binding. Lineage: Eukaryota; Metazoa; Arthropoda; Insecta; Hymenoptera; Vespidae. Bases 1 to 2673 code for a protein of 890 amino acids. The transcript is spliced from 10 exons. The record is from RefSeq and is a predicted model, not a curated record.